Parnassius apollo (apollo) is the source of this 495-nucleotide messenger RNA. The record is from the annotation of a GenBank genome assembly. NCBI's taxonomy places the organism in Eukaryota, Metazoa, Arthropoda, Insecta, Lepidoptera, Papilionidae.
AUGAGUCAACAGAAUUUUAGCUACAGAAAAGCACUGGAUAUUUACUUAAAACAUACAAAACAAACUAUGGAUAGCUCUAUCUAUAUAUGGAUAACAUCUAUGAACAAAGUACAAAAGGCUGAUAAAGUACCAAGUGCUGAUUAUACGAAAUCUUAUAGAGAUAUACUUCUAACAAAUAACUACAUAAAUCAAAACUUAUCAGAUACCGAAAGUGGAGAAGAGGAUACCAGUAAAGAACAAGCAACUUACAAAAACAUUAAAAAUAAACAUACUAAAAGAAUUCCCAAUUAUAACGUUAAACAUUCAAUGCAAAAAAAGUCCAUUGUUGCAACCGAGUCAGCUAUAUUAAAUAAUGAAGAAGUGGCAAGAAUGGAAACUGACCUCUGUGCAUGUACAGAACAACAAGAGGAGAAACAAAAGAUGUCUAAGAUAUGGGUAAUUAUUAAAAGGGUAAAAGAAAUAAUAAAUAAACGUUUAAAUGCAGUUAGUGGAUAA